Molecule: messenger RNA, 1591 nt
Organism: Aquila chrysaetos chrysaetos
Lineage: Eukaryota; Metazoa; Chordata; Aves; Accipitriformes; Accipitridae
Gene: CFAP184
Product: coiled-coil domain containing 96
Exons: 2
Coding region: 1-1545 (514 amino acids)
Biological process (GO): cilium assembly
Cellular component (GO): axoneme; ciliary basal body
Source: RefSeq, a predicted model, not a curated record
AUGGAGGAGGCGGCGGCGGGGCCGGAGCCGGAGCCGGAGCCCACCGAGGGGCCGGCGGGGCUCGGGGAGCCGAGCCCGGGUGCCCCGGGGGAGUCACCGGGGCCCGAGGUGCUAGACGGGCCCGGGGAGCCCGCGGAACCGAGGCCUGAGGAGCCGCCGGAGCCCUGCAAGCCGGAGGAGCCGGGGCUGGAGGAGCCAGAGCCCUGCGAGCCGGAGGAGCCGGGGCCGGAGCAGCAGCAGCCGGGGCCCUGCGGGCCGGAGGGGCCGGAAGAGCCGGGGUCCCGCGAGCCGGAGCCCUGCGGGCCGGAGGAGCCGGGGCCGGAGAAGCCGGAGCCCUGCGAGCUGGAGGGGCCGGAGGAGCCGGGGCCCGGCGAGCCGGAGGAGCCGGGGCCGGAGGAGCCGGGGCCCGGCGAGCCGGAGGGGCCGGAGGAGCCGUCGGAGCCGUCCGACCCGGGGCCCUCGGCGGCCGCGGCAGCCGCCGGCGGUGCCGGGGAGGCGGAGGCGGGCGGCCCCGCGGGCGAGGCGCGGGAGGCGGCGGAGGAGGGCGAGGAGGAGCGGCGGGAGCGGGCGGCGCUGCUGGAGCAGCACGGCGGGCUGGCGGCCGAGCGGGAGCGGCUGCGGCGGGCCGGCGCCCGGCUGCAGCUGCGGCUGGGCGAGCUGCUGCGGCUGCGGCGGGGCGAGAGGCGGCCGCGGGCGGAGCCGGGAGCGGGCGGGCCGGAGCUGUACGCCCAGCGCCUGCUGCGGCUGCGGGAGCUGCGGGAGGAGCGGGAGCGGGCGGCCGCCGCCUGCCGGGAGCGGGUGGCGGCCCGCCGGCGGGACGGCGAGGAGCGGCAGGCCCGGGCCCGGGCCGAGUGGGCCGCCUUCCAGGCCCGCAAGAAGGAGGCGGCCGUCUCCAGCCUGGGCCGGCGGCUGGGCGGCAGGGAGGCGGCGGCGGCGGCGGUGGCCCGCAUCCAGGCCGGGGAAGGGGACAAAGAACGGCAAGUGCGCGAGGCCCGUGUGGAAAACAUCAAGCUGAAGCAUGAAAUCCAAAACCUUGAAACCAUCUUGAAAGCUCAGGGAGAACUGGUAGAGGGUCAACGUUUUCUGGACUUUGAGCACAUGAAGAAAGAGAAUCAGAAACACAGCAAAAAGAUUGACGACCUCAGUGAUGAAAUCCUGAAGCUCAAGAAGAAGGUAUCAAACACAGUGCAUGUUCUCAGCCAGUUCAGGGAAAAGCUACAGUUUGUGGAAGCUGAAAAUCAAGGUAGAAAGGCUGAACUGAUGGACAUCGAGAGCGUCUUGUCACAGAAGAGAGACGUUCUGACCAAAACAAAACAGGCCAGAGACAGACUGCGGAGAAACAAUUUGAAACUGCAGCAGAAAUGCGGGUUGCUUGGAAAUGAGGCACUGCUUCGGGACUUUGAGGAAAAGGUGGAUGCUGCAGAGCUGCUAAGUCAGCGAUUGGAAACACUGAAACGUCACCAUGCUGCUCUGAUCCUUACUUGUAGGGGAAUUCAGAAAAAAAUCAAGGAAGCCAACUCCUCUUUCCUUGCUGAGGAUGACUGAAGAAAAGGAAGCAUGGAAAUGAAAUAAACAAAGGAGUUUUCCGUAA